AUGGCCAAGACAUUAGCACAAGGCCGGAAACCAGGUAGUGGUCGGAAACCAGGUAGAGGUAAAACCCUUCGUGAAGGGAGGAAACCAGGUAGUGGACGUAAGAAACGUGAUACGACGAGUCCUACCGAAGGGAUAAAUUAUAAUAAUAGUAACAAUAGCAAUAGUAAUAACACGCAACAGGUUCAACCAAAUAGUGUGACAAGUACAGCUCCAAUCAAUAUACCUAUACCUAUAUCAGGACCUAUGGCAACAGCCAUACCAAUGAACAUGUCAUCUGGAAUGAAUAAUAAUCAUGUCUCUAACGGUAUGGCCAACACAUCAGGUAAUAAUAACUAUGGAGUUGUUAUUAACGGGGCAGAAAAUGUAGCAUUCACCUCAAGGGAUAUGGAGGCAGUUGAUGCGCUUCGGGAGUUGACAUACAGUCCUCAGUUUUCACCUCCAAUGAAUUCUCUCCCUACAGCAUUACCCCCGAUUGUUCCAAGUAGGUCGUUCCCUGCCAUUAACCGAAUACUCACAACUUCACCCAGACCUGCAAUGAACCAACCAGGCACACUACAAUCACCUACACAACAAGGACCACCACAAUUACCACAACAAUCUAAAUCAGUAACGGGGAUGAUAUCGCCGCCAGUUCUGCCACAACAACCUUUAUCCAUGGCAACGUUUAAUGGUCUUUUAUCGUCACCUUUGCCCCCAUCUAGUAUACCUGUAAGAUCUGGUCCUAUACGACCUGUUCCAAUUUCCAACGGAAACACCACUAAAAGUAAUAACCCUAACAAUAAAAAUUAUGUGGAUUCAAUGCCCACAAGUUUAAAUUUUAUAACUAAUUCGCACGGUAUAAACAACAUUAUGAAUUUAACUAAUAAUGGAACUGGAAUUAACCAAACGAAUACAGAUAUGAAUCUUACAGGUAACGUAGGACCGAUAGGGAACGUGGCCAUGAACAUGAAUAUGAAUGUUAACCACAACAAUAACCUCAAUAAUAAUAACAAUAUUAACAAUAAUAACAAUAAUAUCAUGUAUGUCCCACAACAUCAACUUAAUCCAAUAGAGCAGUCGCUACAGAGACCGCCAGGAGAGAUGACUCCCAAACAGCAUUCUCAACAAUCUCACUUCCAAUGA
Messenger RNA from Maudiozyma saulgeensis, 1122 nucleotides. The record is from the annotation of a GenBank genome assembly. NCBI's taxonomy places the organism in Eukaryota, Fungi, Ascomycota, Saccharomycetes, Saccharomycetales, Saccharomycetaceae.